AUGUUGCAUUCCUGCGUGAUACUUCCGGCGCUAAUUUGCACAGUCCGUUUGAUAUUCAACUGCGCCACGUGUGCGCCGGAUAUUGGCCAGCCGUCGGACUUGAAUCGGCAUAUAGAAAAUUCGUUUAUUCCAAUCACGAUGGACGAAAUGUAUAAUGCUGUUGGUCAUGAGAUAUCAAUGAGCCUGACGCAGCUAUACAGACACACUCGCGUCACAGUGUUCGCGAGCCACAAUACGAUGGUUGCCACGGUUGUUUGCGCAGAGAGUACCGCGCCUCGCCACCGGGGAUACAAGUUCUCCAUGAUUUGGUCUCGGGAGAGGAGGUCGCCCCCGCAGAUCUUGAAGGAGCUUAAGUCCAAACUGCGAGCGUACAUUAAUCAAGGGGAGAUUCAGAUGGUGGAUCACGGUAACUGUUAA
This is a messenger RNA of Nomia melanderi (Alkali bee), 417 nucleotides long. RefSeq lists its product as uncharacterized. The record is from RefSeq and is a predicted model, not a curated record. Lineage: Eukaryota; Metazoa; Arthropoda; Insecta; Hymenoptera; Halictidae.